UGCCAGUGCACGGAGCGGGCAGGGGCGAAGGCCGUCCUCUGCAGCUCCCGGCACUUGGAGGAGAUCCCCAAGGACAUCCCCAAAGACGUGGUGUUCCUCAAGCUAGACGCCAACAGCAUCACCAGGAUCCCCAGCAAUGCCUUCAGGCACCUCUCCCCCCUGGAGAAACUCGGCCUCGCGGCUUUCAAAGGGGUGGCUGCUGGGCUGCGCACCCUCGACCUCUCCAGCAACCGCAUCCGCAGUAUCCCCAAGGAGGCCUUGCUGGUGCUCAAUGCCAAGCUCCGGCUGGCCAACAACCCCUGGCACUGCGAGUGUGCCUUGCAGGAGAUGCUGUGGGAGGCGCGGCUGGACCCCGACUCCGUCCAGGACAUCACCUGCCACACGGCCCCGCGCGAGGAGUACGUGGGCAAGCCGCUGCCGCUGCUCCAGGUCCUGGAUGCCGGCGUCAACUUCUGCAGCGUGCGUCAGAGGACCACGGACGUGGCCAUGUUCAUCACCAUGUUCGGCUGGUUCGCCAUGGUGAUCGUCUAUGUGAUCUGCUACAUCCGACACAAUCAAGAGGACACCUGCAAGCGCGUGGAUUACCUGAGGUCACUGCCCAGCACCCAAGGCCACCCAGCGACCACCAGCACUGCCCUGUAG
This is a messenger RNA of Phaethon lepturus (White-tailed tropicbird), 642 nucleotides long. RefSeq names its product leucine rich repeat containing 3 (gene LRRC3). Gene Ontology annotation, cellular component: plasma membrane. Gene Ontology annotation, molecular function: protein binding. NCBI's taxonomy places the organism in Eukaryota, Metazoa, Chordata, Aves, Phaethontiformes, Phaethontidae. The record is from RefSeq and is a predicted model, not a curated record.